Messenger RNA from Oncorhynchus keta (chum salmon), 3329 nucleotides. Its product is annotated as growth arrest-specific protein 7-like. Gene Ontology annotation, cellular component: plasma membrane; cytoplasm; actin filament. Lineage: Eukaryota; Metazoa; Chordata; Actinopteri; Salmoniformes; Salmonidae. Bases 250 to 1668 code for a protein of 472 amino acids. Gene Ontology annotation, biological process: neuron projection morphogenesis; actin filament polymerization. Gene Ontology annotation, molecular function: actin filament binding. The record is from RefSeq and is a predicted model, not a curated record. The transcript has 14 exons.
GUUGAUUUCGCGAAAAGGAGUUCACACUAAAUAGAGAAUCUCCCGUAGGUACACACACUCAGAGAACAUCAGCGCAGAGUUAAGGAUUAUAUUGCCUAAUGUUGGAUUGUUGCCAUUGAUGCGCUAACUAAUCAACAUUACAAGUUAUACAAUAAAUUAUACUCUGAAAGAACUAAGUGAUUCUCGAGGAAGGGGGUCAGUCUGUGUGAAUCUAGGAGCGGACCCGACGUUUUCCCAGAGAAGAUAACGAUGUCUGGCUCUUAUUGCAAAAGUUUAUACUCCUUCAGCGGGGACCAACAUCCGCAGGGUUUGACUUUCGAAGUGGGAGAAAUCAUAAGGAUAGUUCAUCCGUUGCCUGGCGGCUGGUGGGAAGGAGAGCUGGAUGGAGUCAGGGGAUGGUUCCCAUCAAGUUAUGUACAAGUCUUAGAGAAAACUGCGUCUAUGACCUCACUGCCGGUUGAGGACGUAGGAGAGCCUCUCCCUCAACACUGGAAGUGCUACAUGUCACCACAGGGGCGGCGCUACUAUGUCAACACCUCCAGCAACGAGACAACAUGGGAGAGACCUUCCAGGGUACCUGGGACCCCCAACACUCCUCUGAAACACACCUCACUACCUACAGUGAAUGGGUUUCGCUCCAGUGGUCCGUUGCAUCAGAAUGAACAUUCCCAUAUCAGUCUGGUCAAAAAGCCUAGUUUAGAACCACAGAGUCCAUGUCCUACAUCACCCACCAGGUGGCAGAGUAAAGAAACUACCAUCACAAUUAACUGUGUAACGUUCCCCCUCCCUAUGAGUACACCUGAACAGCAGCUGUUGAAGCCAGAUGAGUGGAGCUACUGCGAUUACUUCUGGACGGAUAAGAAGGACCCUCAGGGGACAAGCUGUAUCUCAGGGUUUGAGGUCUUACUGCAGAAACAGCUGAAGGGGAAGCAAAUGCAGAAAGAGAUGGCCGAGUUUAUACGAGAAAGGAUAAAGAUUGAGGAGGAAUAUGCCAAGAACCUCGCCAAGCUGUCGCAGAUUCCCCUCGCGGGACAGGAAGAAGGUACUCUUGGGGAAGCCUGGGCUCAGCUAAAGAAGAGUCUGGCUGACGAGGCCGAGGUUCACCUCAAGUUCUCCUCUAAGCUCCAGAGCGAGGUGGAGAAGCCUCUGUUGACGUUCAGAGAGAACUUUAAGAAGGACAUGAAGAGGUUCAAUCAUCACAUCGCAGAACUACGGAAACAGCUGGUUGGACGACACUCAGCCGUGGAGAAGGCCCGUAAGGCUCUAGCGGACAGACAGAAGGACUUGGACGUGAAGACCCAGCAGCUGGAGAUCAAACUAAGCAACAAGAUGGAAGAAGACAUCAAGAAGGCUCAGCGGAAAUCCACACAAGCAGGAGACGACCUGAUGCGCUGUGUGGACCUUUACAACCAGUCGCAGUCCAAAUGGUUUGAGGAGAUGGUGACCACAAGCCUGGAGCUGGAGAGGCUGGAGGUAGAGAGGGUGGAGAUGAUACAACAGCAUCUGUGUCAGUACACCACCUUACGGCAUGAGACUGACAUGUUUAACCAGAGUACGAUGGAGCCAGUGGACCAGCUGCUACAGAGUGUGGACCCAGCUAGAGACAGAGAGCUCUGGGUCCAGGAGCAGAAGACAGGAGACAUCAGGCCUGUGGACAUUGAGAUAUAACACACCUCGUUCCCAGGGGUCACACACAUGUGGAUCCACAAGCCUGGAUCUUUACGGGGGCUUCAAUGUCAACUUUGAGAUAUUAUAGACAUCCUGGGAAAUCUGGAUGACUCGCUCCACAGCUCCACAGACAAAAAGUCUGCUCUUUAGCGAGCGAGCACCACCACCAGACAGUGUUCAUUAUGAUCUAGAGGAUUCUAUAUGGUAGACAGACAGUGUUCAUUAUGACCUAGAGGAUUCUAUAUGGUAGACAGACAGUGUUCAUUAUGACCUAGAGGAUUCUAUAUGGCAGACAGACAGUGUUCAUUAUGACCUAGAGGAUUCUAUAUGGUAGACACAGUGUUCAUUAUGACCUAGAGGAUUCUAUAUGAUAGACACAGUGUUCAUUAUGACCUAGAGGAUUCUAUAUGGCAGACAGACAGUGUUCAUUAUGACCUAGAGGAUUCUAUAUGAUAGACAGUGUUCAUUAUGACCUAGAGGAUUCUAUAUGGUAGACACAGUGUUCAUUAUGACCUAGAGGAUUCUAUAUGGCAGACAGACAGUGUUCAUUAUGACCUAGAGGAUUCUAUAUGGAUGAGGGUGUGAUGAUAUGUAUGCUGACCGGCUUGCAUUUCUUUUAUAUAUUGAUUCAUCAUUAACUGUUCUAUAUGCUGUGUUAAUGGAAUGUCUAAUUCAACCGUUCUUAAGUACACUGCCUUUUCUGUUCCCAAAACUAGAAUAUAUUAUGAACAGAGUGGACAAAGUUUUGUAGACUUUAAUCUUUUCAAAAGUUUGAAAAAAAAUAGCGCUGUUUAGAAGGAGUGCAAAGGCAAAUUGAGUUAUUGCACAAGCUCACUUCACAGAGUAGACGUUCCGUAACGGAUAUAUGCAGAUAUAUUCUAGAAUGUGCUAGUAGGAUAUUGCUAGGGCGUGCAUGGCUCUGCUCACCUCCUUCCUUGUUCUUCCCAUUGUGACUAAUUUGUUCCCAUUGGAAACGACAAGCUGUGGUCUAUCUUGGUUUAGUCAUGAAAAUCUUUGUUAGAAUUGUCUGUAUAAACACACUCAGUAAAUUGUUGACCAACUGAAAUACUAACACAGAGGUUAAUUAGGAAAUUUAACAGCUACUGCUGCUGCUAUGUAAUAGAACGUACAUCAAAUGUAUAGAUUAUAUUUGAUCUACAUGUGAACUAUGAAGUGAGGUUUUUAAGGUGAAUGUUGAUGUAAGAAGUAUCAGCUGAUGUAAGAAGGGCUUUAUAAAUACAUUUGAUUUGAUUCUGGGUUGUUUUCGACAGAUGUGAAGUUUUGAAGAAAGAUUGCCCUCAGAACAGAUGUGUUACAUUUGUGUCAAAGUGGGGUGCAACUCAAUGUUAGCAAGGUGUUCCUAAUGUUUUGUACACUCAGUGUGUUUGUCUAUACUGUAUAAUACAUACACAGUGCACAGGAGUGCGGGUACAGUUGAAAUGAAUAAUGGACUUCUAGUAUAGCGUUGUCUUGUAUCUAUCCGGUAAGUAUUACACAUAUAAACCUACAGUUCUACUGUCCAAUCAGAUGCAUACAUGUUGUAUAGAGUGUUCCAUUACUUUCUGGUUCUACAACCUUGAAAGUUCCAUUCUACAUGGACAUAACUCCUGAAUGUUUGUCGUUAAUAUUAUAAAUAAAUAGAUAUACAUUUUAUUUUACAA